This is a messenger RNA of Pantherophis guttatus, 4041 nucleotides long. RefSeq names its product WASH complex subunit 4 (gene WASHC4). NCBI's taxonomy places the organism in Eukaryota, Metazoa, Chordata, Lepidosauria, Squamata, Colubridae. Gene Ontology annotation, biological process: endosome organization; endosomal transport. Gene Ontology annotation, cellular component: endosome; WASH complex. The record is from RefSeq and is a predicted model, not a curated record.
AGCGGUGCUUCUGCUGCCGCCGCCGCCGCCGCCACUGUUGGAUGUGGGUCCGUCAUGGCGCUGGAGACCCUCUCGCCGGAUUGGGAAUUCGACCGCGUUGACGACGGCUCUCAGAAAAUCCAUGCUGAAGUGCAGUUAAAGAACUAUGGGAAAUUCCUUGAAGCAUAUACUUCCCAGCUGAAGAGAAUUGAAGAUGCAUUGGAUGAUUCCAUUGGAGAUGUUUGGGACUUCAAUCUUGACCCCAUUGCAUUAAAUCUUUUGCCUUAUGAACAGUCUUCCUUACUUGAACUCAUAAAGACAGAAAACAAGGUUCUGAACAAAGUCAUCACUGUAUAUGCUGCUCUUUGCUGUGAAAUCAAAAAGUUAAAACAUGAGGCAGAAACGAAGUUUUAUAACGGCCUCCUGUUUUAUGGUGAAGGAACUGUGGAUUCCAGUAAGGUGGAAGGAGAUAGUCAAAUACAGAUGGGAAGAUUUAUUUCAUUUCUCCAGGAGCUGUCUUGUUUUGUGACACGGUGCUAUGAAGUGGUGAUGAACAUAGUGCACCAGUUAGCUGCCCUUUAUACCAGUAACAAGAAUACACCUAAAGUGAUAGAGACUUCAGGAGUUCAUUUUCAGACUAUGUAUGAACAUCUUGGAGAACUACUGACAGUUCUACUUACACUUGAUGAGAUAGUAAAUAAUCAUGCAACCCUGAAAGAUCACUGGACUAUGUACAAAAGACUAUUAAAAUCUGUCCAUCACAAUCCUCCUAAAUUUGGAAUCCAAGAAGAUAAACUGAAACCAUUUGAAAAAUUGUUGUUAAAAUUAGAAAGUCAGCUAUUGGAUGGCAUGAUAUUCCAGGCUUGCAUAGAACAGCAAUUUGAUUGUCUCAAUGGAGGCGUGUCAGUUUCAAAGAACAGCAUAUUUGCUGAAGAGUUUGCACAUAGUAUUCGUACAAUUUUUGCAAAUGUUGAAGCUAAACUCGGUGAACCUUCUGAAAUUGACCAGCGAGAUAAGUAUGUUGGAAUUUGUGGUCUCUUUGUACUACAUUUUCAGAUUUUUCGAACUGUAGAUAAGAAAUUUUACAAAUUGUUACUGGACAUUUGCAAAAAGGUGCCGGCUAUCACACUAACAGCUAAUGUCAUUUGGUUUGCUGACAACUUUUUGAUUCAGAAGAUGCCAGCUGUUGCCAAGCUUCUGGACAGAAAAAGUUUUCAUGCAAUUAAAUUACAGAGAGAAAGUUUUUUACAGCAAAAGGCUCAGUUGCUUACAAAAGAAAUGCAAACUUAUUAUGUAUUUGUGAGCUCCUGGAUGAUGAAAAUGGAAUCUCUUUUGUCAAGGGAACAAAGGAUGGAUAAAUUUGCUGAAGACCUCAGUAAUAGAUGCAAUGUUUUUAUACAGGGCUUUCUCUAUGCUUACAGCCUUAGAAACAUAGUCACAACUACAAUGAAUCUGCAUAUGUCAAUGCAGAAGCCAAUGACUAAAACCUCAGUUAAAGCAUUAUGCAGGCUUGUGGAACUACUCAAAGCAAUAGAAUAUACAUUUUACAGAAGAAGUAUGACUGUUGCUGAUUCAGUCACACAUAUAAUUCAGCAUCUUCAGCAUCAGGCUCUCAAUGCCAUUGCUGUAGCCAAGAAAAGAGUAAUUUCUGACAAAAAGUACAGUGAACAGCGCCUUGAUGUACUUUCUGCUCUUGUCUUGGCUGAAAACACCCUUAAUGGCCCUAGCACAAAACAGAGGAGACUCAUAAUUUCUCUUGCCCUCAGUGUGGGCACACAAAUGAAAACGUUUAAAGAUGAAGAACUCCUUCCUCUUCAAGUAGUUAUGAAAAAGUUGGCCUUAAUCAGUGAACUUAGGGAACGAGUCCAAGCACAGUGUGAUUGUUGCUUUUUGUACUGGCACAGAACAAUAUUUCCAAUUUAUUUGGAUGAUGUUUAUGAAAAUGCAGUGGAUGCUGCGAGAUUACAUUAUAUGUUUAGAGCAUUGCGGGAUUGUGUACCAGCUAUGAUGCACUCAAGGCAUUUGGAUUCCUUUGAAAUACUCCUAGAAAGCUAUGACAGAGAAAUCAUGGAUGUUUUCAAUAAGCACCUUCUAGACAAGUUAUGCAAAGAAAUUGAAAAGGAUUUGCGCCUGUCAGUACACACGCACUUAAAACUAGAUGACCGAAAUCCAUUCAAAGUUGGAAUGAAGGAUCUUGCUCACUUCUUCUCUUUAAACCCAAUUCGCUUUUUUAAUCGGUUCAUAGAUAUCAAAGCUCAUGUGACUCAUUACCUAGACAAGACUUUUUACAAUCUAACUACAGUAGCUCUGCAUGACUGGGCCACUUACAGUGAAAUGAGGAAUUUAGCAACUCAGCGCUAUGGUUUAAUUAUGGCAGAAGCACAUCUUCCAAGCCAGACUUUAGAACAGGGCUUGGAUGUACUAGAAAUUAUGAGAAAUAUUCAUGUAUUCGUAUCCCGAUACCUGUACAAUCUCAAUAAUCAGAUCUUCAUUGAAAGAAUUAGCAAUAACAAACAUCUGAACACAAUAAAUAUAAGACACAUAGCUAAUUCAAUUCGAACACAUGGCACAGGAAUCAUGAACACAACAGUAAAUUUCACAUACCAGUUUCUGAGAAAGAAAUUUUACAUCUUCAGUCAAUUUAUGUAUGAUGAGCACAUCAAAUCCAGAUUGAUCAAAGAUAUACGAUUCUUUAGAGAAAUUAAGGAUCACAAUGAUCAUAAGUAUCCAUUUGAGAGAGCAGAGAAAUUCAAUCGGGGGAUCAGAAAACUUGGGAUUACACCAGACGGACAAAGUUAUCUUGACCAAUUCAGGCAAUUGAUUAGCCAGAUAGGGAACGCUAUGGGCUAUGUACGAAUGAUAAGAUCUGGUGGACUUCACUGCUGUAGCAGUGCAAUUAGAUUUGUUCCUGAUCUUGAAGAUAUUGUCAACUUUGAAGAACUUGUGAAAGAAGAAGGUCUGUCAGAAGAAACACAACAAGCAGCUAGGCAGCUGGAUUCUGUACUUAGCGAUCUCACCUGCAGCUCUGCAGAAGGUACAGAGUACUUCAAGAUGCUUGUGGAUGUCUUUGCUCCUGAAUUCCGCAGUCUAAAGAACAUGCAUCUACGCAAUUUUUAUAUCAUUGUUCCCCCGCUGGCACUCAAUUUUAUCGAACACUCAAUCAGUUGUAAAGAGAAACUGAACAAAAAGAACAAAAUUGGCGCAGCUUUUACUGAUGAUGGCUUUGCUAUGGGUGUGGCUUACAUUUUGAAACUCUUGGACCAGUACCAAGAAUUUGAUUCCCUCCACUGGUUCCAGUCGGUACGAGAGAAAUAUGUGAAAGAAAUCAGAGCAUUAGCAAAACAGCAGAAUGUCCAAUCAGCUAGUCAAGAUGAGAAGUUGCUACAGACCAUGAAUCUUACUCAUAAGCGACUGGAAGUCUGUUUGCAGGAAUUUGAACUGCUUUAUUUCUCACUAAGCAGUGCAAGGAUCUUUUUUAGAGCAGAUAAAACUGCAGCAGAAGAAAACCAAGAUAAAAAAGACAGUGAAGAAGAAUCCACAAAAACAAGCAACGACCUUUCAAAUUCUUCUUCUGCAGAUCCUCUUGUAAAAUGAGAGCUCUGAACUCUAGAGCAACUGUGAUUUGUUGAAAUUGAUGGGACCAGAUUGACAUAGAACAUCCACCUCAUCGGUCUGAUAGCGAUCCAGACGUGCUGUGAAAUAUCACAUAAUUUAUUGUAAUACUCACUCAGCACAGUAUUUGGAGUUCCAGACACAUAUGCUAUUUUGAUCUAAGAUGUGAUUGAAAAGGGGGCAAAUUUGUUAUUAGAAAGUUUUAAAAUAUUCUUAUACCUAAUGGAUUCAAUAAUACUAAAUGCAUCAAAUUACAUCCUUAAUAUGGUUGUUACUGCUUGUUUUCCUAGUGCAUAUAAUUCCCCUUGGAAAAAAAAAACCCUGUCUAAUUCAUAGACUUUACCAAUUAAACUGCUGACUUAAAUGGACAACUUGUAUUGUCCCAGAGACUGUAUAAGCAUACUAAGCUUAAGGUAGCUAUGUGCUGUAAUAAACAUACUCAUUUUCAUA